UAUACACACACUCUCCAUUACAUGGAAUAUAUAGGAACAAGCCACAAACAAACAAUUAAUACUACUACUCCCACUACUAUAUAUUCCCACUAUUCUCAUGAGCAAAGCACCCAUUCACCUCUUACGUUCACAAGGCAAAAGAAUUAGUUGCCCUCCUAUAAUAAGAGACCAAGAAUGGGAGUUGGUAGAUAUGAAUAAGAAGAACCCAUUUAUAUUAAGGGUGUGGGGGGUUAAUAAGAGCCCCUUAAACUCCUUUGUGGGUCUCUUUGUUGCACUCUUUGUUAUACUUGUAGUCUCGCUAGUUACCACUACUAGUAGUAAUAGUAGUAGUAGUAAUACUAAUAAUAACACUGAGGAGAGCACGUGGCACGUGGAGGAGUCAUCAUGUGAUUAUUUUGUAGGGAAAUGGGUUUAUGAUAAUAAUAAUAACUCUACGUAUCCUUUGUAUGAGGAGAGGGGGUGUAAGUUCAUGUCGGAUCAAUUGGCUUGUGAGAAGUUUGGGAGGAGGGAUUUGAGGUUUCAACAAUGGAGGUGGCAACCCCAUGGGUGUGACAUCCCAAGGUUUAAUGCUACAAAGCUUCUUGAGAAACUGAGAGGAAAAAGACUAGCAUUUGUUGGUGACUCACUAAAUAGAAACCAGUGGGUUUCCAUGGUUUGCCUCAUUGAUACUUCCACACCACAAUCUCUCAAAACCAUGGAAUCCAAUGGCUCUCUCAUGUCAUUUAAAAUCAUGGAUUACAAUGCAUCGAUCGAUUUCUAUUGGUCGCCGUUGCUGGUGGAGUCGAACUCCGACGAUCCCGUCCAUCACCGGGUACCAGACAGGACCGUUCGGGCGCAAUCAAUCCAGAAGCAUGCGCGGCAUUGGACUGACGCUGAUGUUCUGGUGUUCAACUCUUACCUUUGGUGGCAAAGACCCAAGAUGAAGGUUUUGUGGGGAUCAUUCGACGACGAUGAUGGGAUCUAUAAAGAGAUCGAGAGCCUGCGCGGCUACGAGAUGGCACUCAAGACGUGGUCCGAUUGGCUCGAGUUCCACAUCGACCGCAGCAGGACCCGUCUGUUCUUCAUGAGCAUGUCACCCACCCAUUUUUGGGGAGAUGAGUGGGGAAUGGACAGUGAUCAGAACUGCUACAAUGAGACAGAGCCUAUCUUUGAACAAGGCUACAGAGGAAGAGGCUCUGAUAGUAAUAUGAUGAAUGUAGUAGAAAAAAUGAUUGAGGGGUUAAAAGAGAGAGGAGUAAGGGUUCAGGUAAUGAACAUUACUCAGCUUUCGGAGUAUCGGAAAGACGGCCACCCUUCGAUCUUCAGGAAGCAGUGGGAGCCGUUAACCGAAGAACAAAUCAAGAACCCGAGCAGCUACGCCGAUUGCAUACACUGGUGCCUACCCGGCGUUCCCGAUGUAUGGAACGAACUCUUGUACGCAUACAUUUCUUCGUGAACACACCGAUCGAAUCCCCUUUUUUGUUCUCUUCGAUUUUCGAUGCAUAUAUCCAGGCUCCAACUGAAGCCUGAAGUGUUUAUAAAGCUGAUACAGAGUUUUUGCACA
Messenger RNA from Ananas comosus (pineapple), 1543 nucleotides. Its product is annotated as protein trichome birefringence-like 34. The transcript has 5 exons. Gene Ontology annotation, molecular function: O-acetyltransferase activity. Bases 98 to 1435 code for a protein of 445 amino acids. Gene Ontology annotation, cellular component: Golgi apparatus. The record is from RefSeq and is a predicted model, not a curated record. NCBI's taxonomy places the organism in Eukaryota, Viridiplantae, Streptophyta, Magnoliopsida, Poales, Bromeliaceae.